This is a messenger RNA of Priapulus caudatus, 1576 nucleotides long. Its product is annotated as translation initiation factor eIF-2B subunit gamma-like. The coding region runs from base 127 to 1476 and encodes 449 amino acids. Gene Ontology annotation, biological process: biosynthetic process; cytoplasmic translational initiation. NCBI's taxonomy places the organism in Eukaryota, Metazoa, Priapulida, Priapulimorpha, Priapulimorphida, Priapulidae. Gene Ontology annotation, molecular function: translation initiation factor activity; guanyl-nucleotide exchange factor activity. Gene Ontology annotation, cellular component: eukaryotic translation initiation factor 2B complex; guanyl-nucleotide exchange factor complex. The transcript has 12 exons. The record is from RefSeq and is a predicted model, not a curated record.
GCGCAGGUGCGAGUACACAUAUGUACUAUCAUGUGCAAUUUCAAAUUAUGAUUUCAUCAUUCUUGUUAGACCUUGCUAAACUUUUCUCGUAUCGUAUUCCUAGUUCAUAACAAUAAGAAGAUCAUAAUGGAGUUUCAAGCAGUCGUGAUGGCAGCAGGGAAGGGGUCCAGAAUGGUCGAUCUCACAGCUAAAACUUGUAAAGCCCUGCUUCCAAUUGGGAACAUUCCAAUGGUGUGGUAUCCUCUCAAUCAGUUGGAACGGGCAGGCUUUGAAGAGGCUAUAGUCGUCGUUCUACAGUCGGCGAAAAAAGAUGUCUACCUGGCUCUCUCACAAUGUGAUCUCAAGAUCAAGCUGGACUUUGUUUCGAUCAACGACGACCAGGACUUGGGAACUGCUGACUCUCUGCGUCUCAUCGCUGACAAGAUUGAGCGUGAUGUCAUCGUCAUCAGCUGUGAUCUCAUCUGCGACGUACAGCUCCACCUGUUGGCAGACGUUCAUCGGUCCCACGAUGCCACCAUCACGGCAUUGCUCGCUCCGCUUCCCAAGGGUUUUGCCGAGGCAGUGGGACCUGGUCCGAAGUCUAAGCGGCGAUCAGAGAAAGAUCUGAUAGGUUUGCAUGGUGAGGACAGUAGGAUCGUAAUGAUGGGGUCAGAGGCCGACUUUGAAGAAAAUAUUUCACUACGGCGAUCAAUAUUAAAGAGGUUUCCAAAUAUCACGAUAUAUUCAAGUUUAACAGAUGGUCACCUUUAUAUCAUGAAAAAGUCAGUUGUGGAAUUUCUAGCAUCUAAACCAAAAAUUGGUACAUUAAAAGGAGAGCUGCUGCCAUACUUUGUAAAGAAACAGUUUUCCACAAAGAAGACUACUGAUGUUUCACCAACAGAUGGCUCUGUUGUAGAAGUUCCUAUUCCUGAUAUAUUCAGCCACCAGGAGGAGAAUAAAUUGGAACGAUUGGGCAAAGAGAUGUCGUCCUCGUCCCGCGUCGGUGAUAUCGUGGCAACGGGCAGCGGCAUCCGUUGCUAUGCCUACAUCACACAGGAUGCUUUCUGCGUGAGAACAAACACAAUGGCUGCCUACUGUGAGAUGAACAGACAGGUGACGAAGUUCCUCAAAUCGGUUGUUUCUGAGAAGCAGUUUGUUAGUUCGUCUGCUAACGUCAAUUCGAAGGCGCAGGUUGGUCAUGACAGCAUGGUGGGAGAGGGAGCCACUGUGGGCGAAAGGGCAUCAGUGAAGCGGUCCAUUGUGGGCCACCACUGCGACAUUGGAGAAAAGGUCAAGAUUGCUAAUUCACUCAUCAUGAAUCAUGCAACAGUAAAAGAAGGGUGUAAUCUUCAUAACUGUAUCAUCGGACCCAGCGCCCACAUAGCUGAGAGAGCAGAACUGAAGGAUUGCCUAGUCGGUGCAUCGCAAAACGUCAGUGCCAUGGCAAAACUCGCCUAUGAGGUAGUUGUUGAUGCAGACAAACUGAUGGAGAUCUGAAAUGUACCGGUGGACACGUAUGGACUGUUGCAGCUCAGGCCGCAUCACACGGACGCAGCAUUUAUGUAGAUUACUAUUAAAUAAAUCAGGUGUUUUUUUA